AUGGUGGCUGAUGGGGUGGGUGCCCGCGAGGAUGGUGUCCGAUUACUUUUGACUGUGCUGGCUGGGUAUCCUCUAUCGGCGGCUCAUCGUUGUUUUUUCUACAAAAAAGAUCCUCAAAUACAACACGCCUUCUUUGUCGCCUGUGGAAUUGUCCUUUAUUUCUUCAAUUAUGGAUUCACCAUCUAUCACAGUCUCAUCUCAAUCCUCUUUGCCUACGUGAUUACGAAUUUCCUGCGCGGCAAAAAUGAGGCUGUUUGGGCGGCACACAUCGCAUUUUUGGGCCAUCUACUCGUUGGAUAUUGGUUUGCCGAAACGGACACCUACGAUAUCACGUGGACGACUCCGUUCUGCAUAAUGUGUCUACGAUUUAUCGGACUUGUGAUGGAUGUGUAUGAUGGACAACAUUAUGACUCUUUAAAAGCUGACCAAAAGCUCACAGCAAUUCGUGACCCACCGAGCCUUCUUGAGACAGCUGCUUUUGGUCUCUUCUUCACAGGAACUUUGGUUGGACCUCAAUUCUCACUUGCUCGUUUCCGCGCCUUUGUCAACGGAGAUUUUCUUGAUGAGCAAAAACAAGUUCGGUCUAGCGGUUUGAUGCCCUCGCUUGGACGCUUCGUUGCCGGUGUAUUCUACAUGGUGAUUAAUCAAUGGGGUGCAGUUUGGAUUCCGGACAGUUAUUUCAAUUCGGAGGCUUACUUUAAUGCUUCUUUCUUCUGGCGUUGGACAUGGGCAGUGAUUUGGUUCCGCUUGACGAUGUAUCGAUACUGUGCGGCUUGGUUGCUGUCAGAAGGAGGGGCCAUCUUAAACGGCAUUGCUUACAACGGAAAGGACGAGAAAGGAGAAGACAAAUGGGAUGGUGUCCGCGAUAUUCACAUUUCUCGAUGGGAAUUCGGUCACGACUACAAUUCGGUGGUGCUCUCGUUCAACUGUGGAACAAAUACAUUUGCCAAGAAUCACAUUUUCCGACGUCUACGAUGGUUAAAUAGCAAGCCACUGGCCCAUCUCUCGGUGCUGAUGUACUUAGCGGUGUGGCAUGGGUAUCAUCUCGGCUACUUCUUGUUGUUCAUCUUUGAGUUCUCUUGUAUGAUUGCUCAAGAACAGCUUUACUUCUUGAUCGAUCGGGUACCCGGGUGGAAAGAGUUUAACCAACAGGCAUGGAUGCGACCGAUUUGCUGGCUUACCGGAAAGAUGAUCAUCUCUUACUCAAUGGGUUUCGCCUUUCUCACCUUCGGACUCAUCAAGACGAGACUUUGGUACAAGCCUCUCUUCUCGCUCUACGGUAUUGGAUACAUUCUCUACUUUGUUGCAUGGCCAAUCCUUUUCCAGGUUCUCAAAAGAAAACUCCCACUCAAGAACAUCUAUGAGGUUCCAAUCGUCAACACCUCUCGCUAUCCGGGUAUCGAGAUCAAAAUCGGAUCACCUAGGCAAUUGAUUUACUGUGAGUAUUUGAAUGUCGAGUUCUACGGGAUGAUCAUCGUUGAUGGAUACGAUCCAACAAAGUCGAUCACUGCUAAGAACAUCACGCUCACCGAUAACAACGAUUUCACGCUGAUGGAAGAUACAAUCUACAUCUCAAACGUACCGCUACCCAAUUAUCGCUUCAAAUUUCUCAACUAUGGCUCGUCAAAUAAAGUGAAAAAACGAUUGGUUCACGGGAAUUGCAAUCUUUUCAUGGGACGGUUGACAAAUGGAACAAUGGUGUCACCGGUAAAAGAAAUGAAUCAAUAUCUCGAUCAAGCGAUUCUCACGUAUUACAUUCGAAACUUCACAGCCGACGUUGAGAUGGGAUCGAUGACAUGGGGAGGAGUGGACACGAAAAAUUGUGGGAAUUUCAAAUGGUAUGAUUCGUAUGGGGAAUCCGGAUGGAAUCUUUGGUUUACUGGAGCUUCUGUCGGAAAUGAAUCAAUUCCCCAGCCCGGCUACGGGGACAUUUAUUUGACCGAUGCCGCCUUUUCGGCUCCAUUUUCUCUGAUACAAAAUCUUCUCAACUAUGGCAAUUUUGUUUACGAUGAUUUGAGGGGAAUGUACUCAAUGCCUUGUUCAACUUUUCCAAAAUUACCUCCAAUCACGUUUUUCAUCGAAGGAAAUCCGAUCACCGUUCAACAAGAUUAUUAUGUGACUCAAAUCUACGACGAUUGCUAUAUCAAUAUCGAGGCUCAAGGAUCUCUACCAUUCAUUUAUUCACUUCCAUAUUAUAUUCAACGAUAUUUCUGUGUGGCGAUCAACUAUCAGAGUUUACAGAUUGGUUUGGCUCCUGUGAAA
This is a messenger RNA of Mesorhabditis belari, 2262 nucleotides long. The record is from the annotation of a GenBank genome assembly. NCBI's taxonomy places the organism in Eukaryota, Metazoa, Nematoda, Chromadorea, Rhabditida, Rhabditidae.